AUGACAUCGCUUUGGGUCACCACUCCUCCGAGCUAUGUACGACCCUAUAUGCUUGCCAAUCUCGACGGUCUGGAGCUUCAGCUCGCGGACGACGUUUUCCGCGUACUUGUUUCGAGCAAUGCCUCGGGUGGGGCCUUCACCCUUCUGGGCACGAAUGGUCAAACUGGCAUCCAAGUAAACCCUCACAACCAUAGGACCUUCUAUGAGAACUUCUUUUCUUUCAAAGGCCGCAUCAAUCUCUGGGUCAAUAACGAGCAACGUCAACUCACUGCUCACGACUUUGGCGCCGUACCACCUUCUCAAAACCACUCAUACCAGAUCAUCGACCCCGACGCUCAACUGACUGGCUUUAUUCAACCUGGCGGCUUCGAAGAGUUUUUCGUCAACAUCACCACACCCUACUCCAGCGCUUCUGGGGCUCCCUACCCACCUGACCAGCCUCUCGACUUCCCCAUAAACCAGUUUAUUUCCUCCGCCCCUCACUUCGAUGUCAAUCUCGAGCCUACCGCAAACCUGUCCUACGAUAUGAUCAAUGGGACGAGUCGGGGCGGUGUGUGGCGUACGGGUAACAACACCCUCCCGGGGAAUAGCUCGACGCCCUACUUCCUUGCAUCGAACUACGGUCCAAAGUACCUUCACCGCGCUUUGGGUCAAGUCAUCGCCCCUCGCUCCACCGCCAACGAAACGGAUGGAAACUUUACCAUUUCGACCAUCGUCAUGCGCAAGAAACUCAGUAACGAGACGAUCGCGGAGCAGACUUUCGACGUUCAUCAGACAUUCCAGGUUUUGGAGGGGCAGCUUAGUAUCGGGAUUGCUGGCUUCGACGAGAAAAUGAGUACGGGCGAUGUCGUGUUCAUCCCGGCGGGGACGCCCUUCACGUACUGGAGCGAUGUGAAGUACACCAAGAUCUUUGUUGGGACAGCUGGAGAGGGACUGGACUACAAGCUCAUUCGGGAGGGGGAGCCUUGGGACUACGCUGUCUUUCCGGCGUAUUUGUGA
This is a messenger RNA of Stereum hirsutum FP-91666 SS1, 999 nucleotides long. Its product is annotated as RmlC-like cupin. The record is from RefSeq and is a predicted model, not a curated record. Bases 1 to 999 code for a protein of 332 amino acids. The transcript has 2 exons. NCBI's taxonomy places the organism in Eukaryota, Fungi, Basidiomycota, Agaricomycetes, Russulales, Stereaceae.